AUGGAGGGUGAACCAACGGAGAAGGCAUUUGCAGCUGACAUUGAAAAAAGCAAAACAGUCAGCCACCUGCGAAAAUUGAUAUGGGAGGAGAGGCAACAUACGUUCAGUAAUGUUGACGCAACAGAACUUACACUUUGGGCCGUAUCUGUACCAAUAGGGGAUGGAACCAUGCAAAUUGACUUAGCUGAGGCUGAGAAACGCAGAUUACUUCCUAGAUCAAAAAUUGCUAAUACAAUUUCAGAUAAUGAUCUUACUGAUGAAAGCUUCUACAUUGUUAUAGAGCCACCAACAGUUUCUCUCAAACGAACUUUUGAAGAUGAAGAAGGUAAUGAAACACACAGAUGGUUAUGUUCCCUGGAGGAAAACCAAGAGAAGCUUAAUAAGCAAAUCCUCAAAUCACAACAUACAAUCACAUCAGCAAUCAAUAUUGGAAAUAGAGUUGCAAAAGAAGGUGCAGUGGGUCUACAGUUUUUCAAUGAGUCCCCUUUAUUAUUAUGGAAAUAUUGGGCAAUGUUUAGAGAAUGUAGACUAUCAUCACAAAAUAAAAAGCUCUCUAUGACUUGUAGUAAGGAAGCUGAUACCCAAGAAAAAUUUAAUAAAUUUUUUGCAUUAAUAUUAAUGCAGCAAAACCCAUGGGUUCUUCAUGAUGCAUCAACCAAGAAUUACCUUAAGGAUCCAACAGCCAAGAUUGAUAUUGCCAUUCUUGAUGGAAAUAUACCCCUUUGGCCACAGCUUGUUUCAGCAAUUGAACUAAAGCACAAUUUAGUCUCAGAUCACCAUGAAGCAUUAGGACAGCUUGUGGUAGUGGAUAGAUUUGGGCACAUGUUUGAUUUCCAACAAGACAGGAAGUUUGCCAUUGGUGCUAUUGCCAGUGACUCACAUAUUGAAUUCAUACACAUGACCGGAGAUAUAAAUUCAAAAGUCUUAGGCUAUGUUUCACCUGAAGAUGAGAGGCAUUUAGUUGAUAGAAUUGGUGACAAAUUCAAGUUUAAAUCACUAAUUAGUAGGAGGCCAAUACCAAGUGAUCAAGGAACUUUUGUUGCUGUUGUCACUGAUCAUUAUAAUGAGAAAGCUGUAUUUAAGGCUUCUACAGAUGAUGAUGAACAUAUUAUUCUUGAAAACCUUGCAAUAUUGGAAUUUCUCAAGUAG
Molecule: messenger RNA, 1149 nt
Organism: Paraglomus occultum
Lineage: Eukaryota; Fungi; Glomeromycota; Glomeromycetes; Paraglomerales; Paraglomeraceae
Source: the annotation of a GenBank genome assembly